Messenger RNA from Morone saxatilis (striped sea-bass), 5341 nucleotides. It is a transcript of the gene cachd1, whose product is annotated as cache domain containing 1. The record is from RefSeq and is a predicted model, not a curated record. Gene Ontology annotation, molecular function: voltage-gated calcium channel activity. NCBI's taxonomy places the organism in Eukaryota, Metazoa, Chordata, Actinopteri, Moronidae. The transcript has 27 exons. The coding region runs from base 1 to 3933 and encodes 1310 amino acids. Gene Ontology annotation, cellular component: voltage-gated calcium channel complex.
AUGGCGAGGCGGACGGGGGAGACACCUCUGCUUUUGCCGCCGAUUACGCGCGCUGCUUUCCGGGAUAAACACCUUCGGUUUCACGGGGGCUUGAUGGCUUUUUCCUGGAGCUUCAUCUUAAUCUGCUGGGCUCUUUCUUGUGGAUAUUGCGGAGCCGAGUCUGAGUUUUCCAUCCUGGAGGAAGCGCAAGUUUUGGCCGAUCAGAUGAAGAAGCUGUCCUCUCAGGAGCUGGGAGUCUUCACUAUGCAGAGGAUUUUCAACUCGUUUGUGUACACCGAGAAGACAUCAAACGGAGAGACAGAAGUGCAGCAGCUGGCCAAAAAGAUUCGUGAGAAGUUUAACCGCUACCUGGAUGUGGUGAACAGGAACAAACAGGUGGUUGAGGCCUCCUACACCGCUCACCUCACCUCUCCACUCACUGCGAUACAGGACUGCUGCUCCAUACCUGCAUCUAUGAUGGAGUUUGAUGGAAACUUCAAUACCAAUGUCUCCAAGACCAUCUGCUGUGACAGACUUUCCCCCACUGUCAAUAGCCGAGCUUUCAACCCUGGACGGGACCUCAACUCAGUGUUGGCAGACAACCUGAAGUCCAACCCGGGGAUAAAGUGGCAGUACUUCAGCUCAGAGGAGGGCAUCUUCACAGUCUUCCCUGCCCACAAGUUCCAGUGCAAGGGAAGUUACGAGCACCGCAGCAGGCCAGUGUAUGUGUCUGCGGUUCGUCCCCAGUCUAAACACAUCGUGGUGAUGGUGGACCACGGAGCGUCUGUAACCGAUACCCAGCUUCAGAUCGCCAGGGACUCAGCACUGGUCAUCCUCAACGCCGUAGAUGAACAUGACAAGAUCUCCAUUCUGUCAGUGGCAGAGACGGUUCGCUCCUGUUCUCUGGACCAGUGCUAUAAGAGUCUGCUCUCUCCAGCCACGAGUGAGACCAAGAGGAAGAUGAGCACCUUUAUCUCCAACAUCAAGGCCUCUGAUUUAGCCACACAACACGCAGCGGGCUUCCAGAAGGCCUUCCAGCUGCUCCGAAACACCAGCAGUCUCUGCAAACAGAGCACCACCACAGACAUGGUGAUCAUCUACCUGUCGUCUGGUAUCACGUCUCGAGAGUCGUCCGAGCAGGAGAAGAGAGCGACCCUCAGCGUGGUCAGAGAGGAGAACCGACACCUGAACAACUCAGUCAUGAUCCUCACCUACGCUCUCAUGAAUGAGGGAGUAACGGGCCUGAAGGAGCUGGCCUUCUUGAGGGAUCUUGCAGAGCAAAAUUCGGUGAAAUACGGUGUCGACCGAAUGUCGGACCGGGACCGCUCCUCUGUGGUGUCCUCGUCUGGAUCAGCAGGCUCUUCCAUGAUGCCGGUGGUGAAGGGAAGCAUGAUGGUACUAAACCAGCUGAGCAACCUGGAGACAACAGUGGGCCGCUUCUACAUCAAUCUGCCCAAUCGCAUGAUUGACCUGGCCCGCUUUAGCCUGCCCUACUCUGACCCAAUGGGAGACGGUUUUAUUAUGACGGUGAGCCGGCCGUGUUAUUUUGGUAACCUGCUCUUGGGCGUGGUCGGGGUGGAUGUGAACCUGGCCUACAUCUUGGAGGAUGUCACCUACUACCAAGACUCACUGGCUUCAUACACAUUCCUCAUUGACAACAAAGGUUACACCCUGAUGCAUCCAUCACUGACGCGGCCCUACCUGAUGACAGAGCCUCCCCUGCACACUGACAUCAUCCACUAUGAGAACAUCCCAGGAUUCCCUGCUGUCCGACAGAACAUUCUCGGCCUCCCUCUGGGCAGUCAGAUCAUUGCUGUGCCGGUCAACUCCUCUCUGUCCUGGCACGCCAACCGACUCAGAGACAACAGCAAAGACGCAUACAACGUCAGCUACGCCUGGAAACUGGUCCAGGACACAUCAUUCAUCCUGUGCAUCGUGUACGUGCAGCCGGAGAUCCCAGUGAAGCAGCUGAAGAACCUGAACACCGCUCCCAGCUCCAAGCUACUGUACCACCGUUUAGACCUGUUGGGUCAGCCCAGCUCCUGUCUGCACUUCAAACAGCUUGCCACAGUUGAGUCCCCCACAGUGAUGUUGGCAGCUGGUAGUUUCUCCUCUCCCUAUGAGCACCUCAGUCAGCCAGAAACAAAGCGCAUGGUGGAGCACUACACCGCCUACCUGAGCGAUAACACCAGGCUCAUAGCCAACCCAGGCCUCAAGUCCUCUGUCAGGAACGAGGUUAUGGCGACCAGUCACGUCACGGAUGAGUGGAUGACACUAAUGGAAAUGAGUAGCCUCAACUGCUACAUUGUGCGCCGUUACAUAGCAACGCCCAGUGGGGUGCUCCGGAUUUACCCAGGAUCACUGAUGGACAAAGCCUUCGACCCGACCCGCAGACAAUGGUACCAGCAUGCUGUGGCUAACCCUGGCCUCAUCACCUUCACGGGACCAUACCUGGAUGUGGGCGGGGCGGGCUACGUUGUCACCAUCAGUCACACCAUCCAUGCUUCCAGCUCUCAGAUGGCCCCUGGUUAUGCCAUUGCAGUGAUGGGCAUAGACUUCACCCUACGCUACUUCUAUAAGGUACUGCUGGACCUGCUGCCCAUCUGCAACCAGGACAAGGGCAACAAGAUCAGGUGCUUCAUAAUGGAGGACAGAGGGUACCUGGUCGCUCACCCCACUCUCAUCGACCCCAAAGGUCAUGCCCCUGCAGAGCAACAACACAUCACACACAAGGAGCCGUUGGUGGCUAAUGACAUCUUGAACCAUCCCAACUUUGUCAAGAAAAACCUGUGUAACAGCUUCAGUGAUCGCACCGUGCAGCGCUUCUACAAGUUCAAUACCAGCAUAAUGGGGGACCUAACCAACCUGGUCCAUGGUAGCCAUUGUUCUAAGUACCGUCUGACCCGGAUCCCUGGCACCAACGCCUUUGCUGGUAUCGUCAACGAGACGUGUGACUCUCUGGCGUUCUGCGCCUGCAGCACUGUGGACCGACUCUGUCUCAACUGCCACAGAAUGGAACAGAAUGAAUGUGAGUGUCCAUGUGAGUGCCCCCUGGAGGUCAAUGAGUGUACUGGAAACCUCACCAAUGCUGAAAACAGGAACCCUAGCUGUGAGGUGCAUCAGGAGCCAGUCAGUCUGAAUGUGAUUGAUCCCACUCUGCACGACACCCUGACCCAGUGUAUCAACACUCGCUGUAGCCAGAGAUACACCAGCAGUGACUGUUUUGGCGUAUUGGACUGUGAGUGGUGCAUGGUGGACAGCGACGGUAAGACUCAUCUCGACAAGCCAUACUGUGCCCUGCAGAAGGAGUGUUUCGGGGGCAUCGUCGGUGCCAAGAGUCCUUAUGCGGACGGCCUGGGACUCUUAGAUGAGGAGGUGGCAUCUCUGAACAUGAUCAAGAGCGCCCCUGUGGGUCCAGUCGCCGGGGGCAUUAUGGGAUGCAUCAUGGUGUUGGUGCUGGCUGUGUAUGCAUACAGACACCAGAUCCACAGGCGUUCGCACCAGCACAUGUCACCACUGGCAGCACAGGAAAUGUCAGUGAGAAUGUCCAACCUGGACAACGAAAGAGAUGAGAGGGAUGAAGACAGCCAUGAGGACAGAGGAAUCAUCAGUAAUACUCGAUUCAUUGCUGCGGUGAUAGAGCGGCACACUCACACUCCUGAGCGGAGACGGCGGUACUGGGGACGAUCUGGGACAGAGAGUGACCAUGGCUACAGCACCAUGAGUCCGCAGGAGGACAGCGAGAAUCCACCAGGAAACAACGAUCCGCUCUCGGCCGGUGUCGACGUCGGCAACCACGACGACGACCUCGACCUGGACACGCCACCUCAGACGGCCGCGUUGCUCAGCCACAAGUUUCACCCUUACCGGCACACGCAUACACACCACCACCCGCUGCACACGCACCACCUGCAGGCCGCGGUCACCGUGCACAGUGUGGACGCAGAGUGCUGAUCUUCAGCUAGUGAUGGAACUGUUUUUUUUUUUAUUGAAUACUAUUUUUAAAAACAUUCGUGCUUAAUUAGACAGCACACAGUAGGUACUGUCAGGAUGGACGGCGGGAGAAAAGAAGCCACAGCUGGACCCCAGUCUAGAGUGUCACUGGGCAGCUGUGACCUCCGCUAUGAAUGGAUGUUCAGCUUAAUAUGGGUAUUAGCUUCAUGGUCUCAUUGUGCCAACAUCUCCAUCUCAACACUUUUCUUCAAACCCUGUCCACAAUCUGGCAAGUGUACACAGUUUUACACACUGAAAAUCACCAGACCUGGGCCAGUAAAAAUAACCAAGUGAGAUUUUUUGGGUUGUUUUCCGAAGGAAUUUGGCAUUCAUGACUCUGUAAGAGUGCACAACAACCUUUUGGGAGCAGAAAAAAACCCUGUUUGAGCCAUAAUCAAUGGCCUUCCUUGAGAAAACGACACAACUGGAACCUUAAAAGCCUUGAGGGGAGGACAAACGUCUUCAUUUCCAUGUGGAAGGCCAGAGCAAACACGUCACAGGACUGGAGGAUAAUCAAAUUAACAUGAAAUCUAGAUGCUGAAAGAGGUCCACCUUUUUGCCCCAGGGCUCCAUGCCAGCCUCUACACAGGUUGUUUCCCCACUAACCCCACUUGUGGGGACGGUCAGGAGGGGAACAGAGCACUCCUUACAUCUCAUAGAGUAAAAAUACUGUAUUUCCACACAGAGUGGGGUUUAUUGUGGGAUUCUAUUACAGCUUUACUCUCCUUGGUGGUGCAGAUAGACGCUCACCAGUUUGGUUUUCUCUGAAAGUCGCUGCCUUUAUCCACAGGAGGAUCUGCUGGCCUUACGUACCAUGGUUUGGGAAGAUAUUCAGACAUUUUUAAUGAGUGUCUGGGAACUUAAAAGUACAAAACUAAAUCUUCAAUGAUUCUCAUAAAUAUAGGAAGAAACACUUUAAAAAAGAAAAUAUUAUUUUUCUACUAUUUAUUAAAGAGGUAGAUUUUCAGAUGAGCGAGCAGCUGUUGCUAUCAAAAACAAGAAAGUAGCUAAGAUAAGUGAUACAUACUGACCCACUUUCUGUAAUCAGUGCAUCAUAUUUAGGGCUCAUUGUUUCCCUAAAAUCUGUGACUGACUGGUUUUUGUUUAUUUUUCAUUUUAAGAAUAUCAGUAAUACAGUGAGGGUGCAUAAUCUGCAGCUCAUUUGGAUAUUCUUUUUAUUUUUCUCUAUCUUUUCUUCUACCAGAACCAGAUUCUGAGCUCUUCUCUCCAUCGUUUUUUACUAUAUAGUGUGGUGAACAGUGUCUUCUUCAAGCAGGAAACUUUUUUUGGAUGAGCAGGGACCUUAAAGUCCAAAUCAUAUCUGCUCGUUUCAAAGAAAACAAAAACAAAACAAAAAAAAACAGGUAAG